GGGGGGGCAGUGAGGGAAGGCAAAGUGAAUUAAUAAGAAAAAGAGGAAGGAGGUCUGAUGAUGUUCUUUAUUUGUGAAAGAGUUGAUCGGAUCACGAUGUUGAGAAGUCUCUUUUUCCUCCUGCUUUCUCACUCUUCCUAUGCCAUUCUUUCGGGAUGGGUGGAGUCUCCGGGAUAUCCCAGGGGUUAUCCUCCUCACUCUAAUCUUAGCUGGAACAGGUGUGCCCCUAAAGGUCACAUCAUCUCACUUAAACUCAUUCACCUGGACCUGGAGGACAGCCAAAACUGUGAAAAUGAUGUCCUGAAGAUUUUCUCAAAUGGAAGCCUUAUUUCUAUUCUGUGCGGGAAAACAGAUUAUGAGGCGCUUCAGUCCUCUGUCAAUCCCUUGCUCCUCUCCUCCUCGGGUGGCUGUCUUUCUCUUUCCUUCCACUCUGACUACUCAAAUACAAAGAAGCACACUGGAUUCAAAGGCUUUUUCACCGUGCGAGAUUUUGAUGAGUGUGAAGAUGACCCAGACAACGGAUGCACCCAGUUCUGUCACAACGUCAUUGGGGGGUACCAUUGUUCCUGUCGCCACGGGUACCAGCUAGACACAGACAAGCACACAUGCACGGUGAGCUGUAAUGAAGACCUGUCUGGGAAGCAUAGGGGUCAGAUAUCCAGUCCCUUCUGGCCUGCCCCAUAUGCAGACAGUUCCAGGUGCUUGUACACGCUGUCUGUGGAGGACCACUUACAACUGGAGCUGCACUUCCUUCAAGAUUUUGAUGUGGAGCAAGAUUCUGAUGGCCAGUGCAUAGAUUCACUGAAGAUUGAGACUCUUUCUGGCACUCUGGGGCCGUUUUGUGGACAGACGCCUCCCAAAUCUCCCUUUCUGACGUACUCACAUCAUGUCCAAAUUCACUUCUCGUCCGACGCCUCUGGCUCUAACAAAGGUUUUGCUCUCCAUUACAAGACCAGAGACAAGGUGUGUCUAGGUGUGGUAAGCCCAAACUCAAUCGUGGCUCCUGAGAAACAAGAGUAUCGUCAUGGUGAAACAGUGACAGUAACGUGUAAUGUUGGCUAUGUGGCCUAUAACAAGGGAAUCCUUGCCAUGAUGUCAGAGUAUGAGACGACUUGUCAGAGAACAGGCUUAUGGAAUCCCAGUUACAUCUGUGAAGCUGUGGAUUGCGGUUUUCCAGAUGUGCCAGAAGAUGGCAUCCUUCAGUUAGUGGACUCAGAGGUCCAAAGCACCCUGUACCGUGACGAGAUCCAGUUUAAAUGCAGUUCCAAGUACUACACACUGGAAGGAGAUGACACAUACACGUGUAACAGCAGUGGCAAGUGGGUAUCAGUCAGGAAGAAAGAGGAAAUGCCUCGCUGCAUUGAAGUGUGUGGGAAGACUGAAGAAGAUAUUGUAAACACAGGCAGAAUUAUGGGAGGUCGCGACGCAGAACUGGGGCAGAUACCUUGGCAACUUUUAAUCAAAGUGCCGAGCAGAGGAGGAGCGUCGCUGAUCAGCGACCGGUGGGCUGUGACUGCAGCUCAUGUGGUGGACGGGGUCGAGGAUUCCUCUUUACGCCUCUAUGGCGGACUUGUCGACGGGCGACUGGCCUCCGAUGUAGUCGCCCUGCAGAGUGAAAAGAUCAUAAUUCAUCCUGGUUUUCAGACAGGUGUUCCUAACCGUCUUGACUUUGAUAAUGACAUUGCUCUGAUCAGGUUAUCUUCCAGAGUCCAGUUUGGCCCAAACCUCCUCCCCAUUUGUUUGCCGCUGGUAAACAGGGGCCUGGCGGAAAAUGAACAAGGCACAGUGUCUGGAUGGGGAGUGACAGAUACGGGACAUGUAUCUCCCACCUUAAAAUAUGCUCAUAUAACAGUCUACUCCAUCAGUGAGUGCAAGAAAACACCUCUUUCUCCAAAUAACAACCCGUUACGUUUCACUAGGAACAUGUUCUGUGCUGGAGCGCCACAGAUAGACAGCUGCAAGAAAGACAGCGGAGGUCCCGUAGUAAUGCCCAUGUUGGGGAGUGGAAACAAAAACAACAUCGGGCCUUAUUGUCUGAUUGGUAUUGUGUCGUGGGGACCUCCCUGUAGGCAGAAAAAGUACAAGGGUUAUUAUACAAGAGUGAGCAGUUAUGUCAACUGGAUUCAAAGCACAAUGGACACAGCAGGAAAAGAGACAUUUGGUUUGCUGAAGUGGAUUCAUUCGUACAGGAAUCUAUUUAAUGUAAAAAUGAAGUGGAGCUUUUGCAUCAUCUGGUUUCUGUUAGCGUCCAUGUGCGAGUGCUGGCGGCUGCCUGACCCCGAGCCUGUAAUGUAUGGUGAGGUCCAUUCCCCCCAGUACCCACAGCCGUACCCUGCCAAUGUGCUGAAGCAGUGGGACCUCACUGUACCUGACGGCUACCAGAUUCAACUCACCUUCACACAUCUGGAUAUCGAAGCUUCUGCAGACUGCUAUUACGACGCCGUUACAAUUCAGUAUAACAAAAAAGUUCUUGGAAAGUUUUGUGGCCAGGAAAAUUCUGCUGAUGGACAUCACCCUGGCAACCAGCCUAUCUUGUCUCCAGGGAACAAACUCACCCUCAUAUUCCAAAGUGACGACACCAACCCAGAGCUGCACCAAAAUAUCGGAUUCUCCGCUCAGUACCAGGCGAAAGACAUAGAUGAGUGCGCUUGGUCAGAACCUGAAGAUGCAUCACGACCACACUGCUCUCAGAUCUGCUUUAACAUGCUUGGUUCAUAUGUUUGCUCCUGUCACCAUGGUUAUGAACUUCUUGCAGACCAACACACCUGUGCAUUGUCCUGUAUUGAUGGUACAUUUGAUGAGCCUGAAGGGCACCUGUCCAGUCCAGGCUACCCUAACCCCCCGUCUCAAGCUGUGUCCUGCCAGUAUGUGAUUUCUGUUCAGCCUGGCUUCAUCAUCUCUCUCAAUUUCACUGACAACUUCCACAUUGAGAGCGUGGACACUGAGCUCGGUCCAAACUGUCUCUAUCACUGGCUGGAGCUCACCAUCUCAGACAGAGAACCUGUUAAACUGUGCGGGUCAACGAGUCCGGGUCUAAUUGUCACAAACUCCAGCACUGUCACGCUGAAGUACCACAAUGAUGAAGGAGGCUUGAGUCAUGGCUGGAGCCUAGACUACACCACACACAGGGUGAAGUGUCCGUCUCCUGGUGAUGUGGACAGAGGCAGGGUGACUCCUCUCCUCUCUGAAUUCUACUAUAGAGAUUAUAUCUUUGUGCGCUGUGACCAAGGAUACAAGCUGAUGAUGAAUGGAGAGGAAAUGAGCAGUUUUUCUGCCAUGUGCCAAAGCAACGGACAAUGGCACCUCCCUCUCCCAGAAUGCCACAUAAUUGAUUGCGGAGAACCGCAGCCGUUGCUAAAUGGCGGCGUGACUUUCAUCUCUGGUGUUGAAAAUCAGUACCAGUCUGUCAUUCAAUAUCACUGCAAUGAACCCUUUUACCAUCUUCCUGGUGGAGUAAAUGUUAGCUAUACUUGUGAAGCAGACAGGAAGUGGAGAUAUAUCCAUGAUGCUGCCGUCAUUCCAAUAUGUGUACCAGUGUGUGGAGAGCCUACAAAUGACCUGCCAGCCUUUCAGAGGAUCCUUGGAGGCAGCUCAGCUCCUGAAGGCACCAUCCCCUGGCAGGUGCUACUGAACGCAUUCAAUCGGGGAGGCGGCAUGGUGAUUGCAGACAGAUGGAUUUUGACUGCAGCUCAUGUUUUACAACAGAAAGGAGAACGUUCACCCAUAGAAACAAUAAAGGUUUACGUGGGACUUACAGAUGUUGCGGUCCUGAGGGUUCCACCUCUACCUGUCGCCUCAAUCCACAUUCACCCCAACUACCACAACCCCAACGACUUAGAUUACAACAACGACAUUGCCUUGAUCAAACUGCAACACCCUCUUACGUUCAACUCAACUGUAAUGCCAGUAUGUCUACCUGCAGCAGGUGCCUCAUAUGUGACAGGCUUGAUGGGGCUGGUGUCAGGCUUUGGUGUUACAAACGAAGAUGGACAACAGAUGCUUUCAAAUAAGAUGAAGUAUGUCCGUGUACCUGUGGUGGACCAGCAGAUAUGCAGUGAUUCAGUCAGUGCAGUGAAACAGCGAAGUCCGAACAUACCAGGACUGACAGGGAACAUGUUUUGCGCUGGAAUGGCUGAUGGUAAAAAGGAUUCCUGCCAAGGUGACAGUGGGAGCCCAUUUGCCAUCUCGGAAAAUGGCAGGUACUGGGCUGCGGGGAUCGUCAGCUGGGGCAUAGGGUGCGCACAGAGCGGCAGAUAUGGUGUUUAUACCAGAGUUGUCAACUAUCUGAACUGGAUCGACAAAACCAUGAAUGAAAAUUAAAUCUAAAAUACUUCAG
Molecule: messenger RNA, 4336 nt
Organism: Thalassophryne amazonica
Lineage: Eukaryota; Metazoa; Chordata; Actinopteri; Batrachoidiformes; Batrachoididae
Exons: 24
Coding region: 58-4320 (1420 amino acids)
Biological process (GO): proteolysis
Molecular function (GO): calcium ion binding; serine-type endopeptidase activity
Source: RefSeq, a predicted model, not a curated record